UGAGUAUUGGUAGUGAGAAAACUGCCGAGCUGAAGUCAGUAUGUGAAGAUAUGCACAAUCUUUUAUGGUGUAAUUAGUAAGGAGAUGGGCAUAUUGAAGGAGAAGCUGGAAAUGAAGGAAACUGAAAACAUACUCCUCAAGGAAUCCGUUCAAAGACUAGAAGAGGAGCUCCAUGAAGUCAGGGAAUCUAACUGUCAUUUGAAAUUGGAACUCUCCACUGGAAAAAAAUUAUUUGAUAAGCAGGAAGCAGGGUUAUUGGAAGCCAAACAGAAGCUUAUAACAUCUGAGAAUUUGAACUCAGAAUUGUGUACGACUAUCGAUGCACUAAAUACUGACCGUCACGAAUCCAUGCAGACAAAUGAAAUUCUAGAAAAGAAGAUAGUUGAAAAAUCAAAUACAAAUACUACUCAAAGCCAAGAAGUUGAAGUCCUUCGGGAAGUGAAUAUGAAUUUGGUAGCUGAACUGGGUAAGUUGCAUGAAGAACUGGUUUAAUCAUUAAUGAAUUUUCUUCAGUUUUACAUCUUUUUCCUGCGUGUGCGGAUUGAUCUCCGCAACGGUUGUGGUCAUAUCAUGGUACUAUCUAACGAAUACUAUCAGUACGCUAAUCUCGUUUUCCAGUCACAAAGCACAGAAAUUUGAGUCGCACAAUAAAAUGUGUAAUGUCUUCCUUAUGUUAAUAGCAUAUAUUAGUUAAUCCUUAAUACAAAGCAUUUUCUCCUCGAUGUUCAUCAGAUUUUGGGAAUUGUCGAGGAAUGGUAGAUGAACUUUCUGUCUCAAAGCCUAAUAUGUACUAGCCAGGUGAGUCAAUUGUGUUCUUGUACAUCUUAAUUAUCUCAGUAGACAUAAUAAGCUCAGUGUUUUAAAUGGCCAAGCAAGUAAAUAAGCUUGGGGCAGUAUUUCAGCUUUCCACAUUUGUUGAGUGAAUCUAGAUUAUAAGGAGAGAGUAAACUUUAAACUGAAAACUUACCCAUUGGUAAAAGUGAACUUAUUAGGAAAACCAACAAUGCGUAAAGGAGAUCUAGCCACAAUAACAGUAGUAGCCAUAUCAAUCAACCACAUAAAUAUUUCAGCAAGAUAACAACCAAGAUUUCCAGCCACAGUAACAGUAGUAGCCAUAUCAAUAAACAUACCAUGCUCAACAACACCAGCAAGUCUCAAAAUAGCAUCACUUGCAGCUUUCAAAUCUCCCAUAUCUUUCUUGAAAUACAAAUCAAUAAUAUAAUUACCAUUAU
This is a messenger RNA of Nicotiana attenuata, 1232 nucleotides long. RefSeq names its product protein NETWORKED 1A-like. The transcript has a single exon. Bases 85 to 492 code for a protein of 135 amino acids. Lineage: Eukaryota; Viridiplantae; Streptophyta; Magnoliopsida; Solanales; Solanaceae. The record is from RefSeq and is a predicted model, not a curated record.